UGCUUGCAGGAUCCCUUUUUGCACUUGACUGGCCCUUCUCGUGCAAUUAUGUCUGGGGGCAUAAUGGAACCCGCAGUUACGAUUGAAGUCCACCUAAAACUUAAGGGCACGGUGGAGUCUAAAGAUAGAACAUUGAUCAGUAAGGCCUUCCUUUAUGAUGAAAAAGAUCUUGAUAGUGCUGAUAUGAUUUCUACGCGUGUCCUCCAGGGCCUUUGUGAAAUAGAGCUAUGCUGUGAGCAGCUUGAACAUUCACACCAAGCCACUAUCCUCGGUGUCCGUGUUGUACGGGGCUCAUUGGCUUGUGGCAAUGGCAUCAAGAUUGUUUGCUCCGUACUACCUGAGGACAAAACCGAAGGCGGUGGUAAGCGCCCAUCUGGGUGUAUUUUGCUGCUUGAUUCACAAGCUGGAGAUAUGCCUGUGGGUGAAGAGGGUUAUCUGGAUCUGUCGAGGCAAGUUGUAUCUGUGAAAUCAAGAGGAAGGCUAGAAAUUCUCGUGCAGGCUGGAGAAAUCAGUGGAAGUGUCGUCUUUCCAAUCAAAUUCAGCAACAUAAGUGAAGAAAGUUGUGAGCCUGGUGAUUGUAAAGUGGAGAUAACCGUUGCUUGGUCCUUGCUCGUUGAAAACCAGUAUGAUAUCUCGGUGAUGGGAGCUAUACAGCCUUACGCAUGGGAAUCAAUUCCACGUAGGCCGAUCAUGAAGCUUGUUGACGCUUGUUGAAGAGGUUCACUUCGUGAAGAUGGCAUUCUAGCUAGUUGUACUUAGUGUAGUAGUAAUCUGAAAAGGUAUAUAUGGGCAACACAAGGCAGCGUCAGAUGCUGGUUCAGUUUCUCCCUCAAAAAAAAAAGAAAAAAGAAAAAAAAUGCUGGUUCAGUUUCUGAAUGUAUUUUUUUGGCAAAGCAGAGAUGAUCACCGUGCAAGCUGAUAGUACAAGCAGUAUAAUCCUGGAUGCGAUUCGGGUUUGACAGGAAGAAUAGGGACCAUGAAAAACACCCACACGCAAUUUUAUUUUUUUGUAAACUACAUGAUUUUAGUACAUUGGACAAUAUUAUUGUAAAAUGUCAAGAACAUUUUUCUAACACAUGAUGACAGCUUUUUCAUGUCUGAACAUUUCUUCAAAUGAAUGUUAAACAUUUUUAAAAUACACGUAACAUAUUUUGAAUCGUAUGAGACCUUUUAUAUAUUUGUCGGACUACUUUUACAUAUUAACA
Molecule: messenger RNA, 1205 nt
Organism: Aegilops tauschii subsp. strangulata
Lineage: Eukaryota; Viridiplantae; Streptophyta; Magnoliopsida; Poales; Poaceae
Source: RefSeq, a predicted model, not a curated record